Messenger RNA from Entamoeba invadens IP1, 633 nucleotides. RefSeq lists its product as hypothetical. The transcript is spliced from 2 exons. The coding region runs from base 1 to 633 and encodes 210 amino acids. NCBI's taxonomy places the organism in Eukaryota, Evosea, Mastigamoebida, Endamoebidae. Gene Ontology annotation, molecular function: GTP binding; GTPase activity. The record is from RefSeq and is a predicted model, not a curated record.
AUGUCUGGUUUAUACCCUGGGUUUGUUUCUUCCUUAUUCUAUCCACUAUUAACGCUUAGAGAACAAGAGUCUGACAACUUUAAAGUCGUUUUUACAGGAGAUCCAAUGGUCGGAAAGACGAGUUUGAUAUAUCGGAUGGUUAGCAACGAGUUCAAGGAAACGCUUCCGCCAACGGUUCCAGAUGUGACGCCGUAUCAAGUGAAAGAGAACAACAAAACGUAUAAUUUUCAAAUCAACGACACGGCUGGGCAAGAGAUCUAUCGAACGGUCACAUCCAGCUACUACCGAGGGUGCAGUGGGAUCUUUUUGGUGUAUUCACAGAACGAUGAGUCGUCGUUCAAGAGCUUGUCGUCGUUUUAUAGUGACAUAGUGACUUAUACACAAGAGAAGAAGCCACUGAUAGUUAUUCUAGCGAAUAAGUCUGAUCUGGAAGAGACCGUCAAACUCGAAGAGGCAAGAAAGUUUGCAAAGGAAAUGAUGUCGAAGGACAAAAUAAAAAUAACUGUGGCGCAGGUGUCAGCGAAGACUGGUGAGGGUGUGACGGAAGCUUUAAAAACGAUGGUCACCGAUUUAAUGAACGGGAACAUCUAUCCACAAAAAGUUAAAAAGUCUGGGCCUUGUGUUCUUUUGUGA